AUGGCCACUACUCAGACAUUACCCGCAUUUGAUCAUACCUCGAGCUUGGACUCGGGGAAUCCGUCACGCAGAAAAUCGCGACAGAAUGCAGCUACUGGUGCCUCUGCUGCGGGGGUGCGUGCUCUUAGUGCACAAUUGGUUGCAUUCUACUUCAGAGCACCUAUCAAGGCAUUUUUUCGCACCCGAGUUGAUUAUAUGUCUUUCGCUAGAGCUGUAAAUCCUCAUUCUGCGAAAACCGGUUGGUCUCUGCACACAACUACUCCGGGGUUACUUGUCCAUGCCGUUCGCACAUAUGGGUGGCGCUUCAUCCCUAAUCAAGUUAUGCCACCUCUCCUAGCGAACGCUGGAAUCGGAGCCGUCCUUUACACAUCAUAUCUACAAGUCCUUGGCGCUUUGUACGAACCGGCGUCCCAAGGCAUCAAACGCUCAGUAGUAGCCGCUCCUCUGGAUGCGCUUCAGGUCCGUCUCCGAGCGAGUGACUUGCUUGAGGGCCCAUACAAGAGCAUGUGGCAUUAUGGCCGCCAUAAACUCAAUCAGAUUGGAGUCCGUGGUAUAUUCGCAGGGUGGGGUUUAUCUUUCACUCGCGACGCUUUUGGUUAUGCAGUAUUUUUCUCUUUCUUCGAGUUCGUGAAGUCGCAGGCCUACUAUUCAUUUCUGACCUGGUACUACGGCUCACGGCGGACUCAUUACGCGGAACAGUUACAGCACAUCCAAUCGAGUGACCGCGGCGUACCGCUCAUAAGGCCACAUUAUGCUCUGGAGCCAUGUUUCUUGAUGGCUGCAGGUGUUGCAGCUUCAGUUGCUCAACAGAGUAUACAGCACCCGCUAAGUGCUAUCCAAAGUCUCCAUGUUGCUCGCCUGGAAUACAUUGACCAUCAAGCGAGUCUUCAUCCUUCAAGACGAGAAAUGCUGCGCCUGUAUUACUCUGCAUACCAAGAAACCUUGAAGAGAUGCAGGAGAAAGGCAUCCAGAGCAGGUGGCUGGCGUCGUUGGCUGUUCCGUGGGUUUGCAAGGGACGCCAUCCGUCAAGUACCUAGCACUAGUGCAGGCUUGGUGAUAUUCGAGCUGGUGCGUCGUAAGUACGCUAAUAUGGCAGACGCUGUAUAUAUCCAGAAAGAUGGCUAUGACAUUCUUUUGACAUGA
Messenger RNA from Aspergillus tubingensis, 1143 nucleotides. Its product is annotated as putative mitochondrial carrier protein. Bases 1 to 1143 code for a protein of 380 amino acids. Gene Ontology annotation, biological process: mitochondrial L-ornithine transmembrane transport. The record is from RefSeq and is a predicted model, not a curated record. NCBI's taxonomy places the organism in Eukaryota, Fungi, Ascomycota, Eurotiomycetes, Eurotiales, Aspergillaceae. The transcript is spliced from 5 exons. Gene Ontology annotation, molecular function: L-ornithine transmembrane transporter activity.